GUCAGAUUCCAUGAUGCAUUUUCCUGGCUCAAGAGUCGCCGCGUCUUGCAUGUCUCAAGCCGCAUACUUACUUCCCGUGUUUUCUUGUCAGCACGAAAGAGGCGCAGCAACGUUGCGGGAUGAAUCUGGUGGCUGGCAGGCUGUGAAUGAUUCGCCAAAGGCCGCGAAUGGGCCAAGCAUCGCGGUACGAGCUGGUGGACCUCGCGCGACGGCGUCGUCGUCAGGCUUUGAGUGGUCCGAACACACAUUUACAGGGUUAA
Messenger RNA from Macroventuria anomochaeta, 260 nucleotides. RefSeq lists its product as uncharacterized. The transcript has a single exon. Lineage: Eukaryota; Fungi; Ascomycota; Dothideomycetes; Pleosporales; Didymellaceae. The annotation marks the transcript as partial. The record is from RefSeq and is a predicted model, not a curated record.